GAAACAUUAACCUCGAUCCCAAAGCCGAAGUACUGGCUCAAUGCGCCACUUUCCCAAAACUCGACAUGUCAAAGCCGUUAUAAAACAGAGGGUUUUAGGGUUUAAGACGUCAUAACAAAGCAACUCAAGAAACAACGAGUACCGUGCAGCAGAAAAUGGGGGCAGAAGUGAAGAAGCAGAAAAUGGCAGAGGAGGAAAUCGGCAUUGAUGGGAAGCUGGUUAUGUCUGUUGAGAAGCUGCAAGAGAUACAAGACGAGCUCGAGAAGAUUAAUGAGAAGGCAAGUGAUGAAGUGUUGGAAAUUGAACAAAAGUACAGUCUUGUCCGCCAGCCAGUCUAUGAUAGGCGUAAUGAUAUUAUUAAAGCUAUUCCUGACUUCUGGCUGACGGCUUUCUUGAGUCAUCCUGUUCUUGGGGAACUUCUAACUGAAGAGGACCACAAGAUUUUCAAGUUUCUAAGUUCUGUUGAAGUGGAAGACUCUAAGGAUGUAAAAUCGGGUUAUACAAUCACGUUUAACUUCAAUUCAAAUCCUUAUUUUGAAAAUUCAAAGCUCUCGAAGACCUAUACCUUCCUUGAAGAUGGACCUACAAAAAUCACUGCUUCGACAAUACAAUGGACGGAAGGCAGGGGCAUUUCUAAUGGAGUUGCUCAUGAGAAGAAAGGAAACAAGCGACCCCUUGCUGAGGAAAGCUUCUUUAGCUGGUUCAGUGAAGUCAAUCAGAAGGACGAUGGUGAAGAUGAUGAGGAUGUCUUUCUGGAGAUUCAAGAUGAAGUUGCUGAGAUAAUCAAGGACAACUUGUGGCCGAACCCUCUAACUUACUUUAACAAUGAUCCUGAUGAAGAAGAUCUUGAGGAGGACGAAGGUGGUGAUGAGGGAAAGGACAACGAAGGCUUAGACGAUGAUGAUGAUGAGGAGGAUGGGGAUGAGUGAACUCUUAUACACCUCUUUUUUGAGUUACCAUCUUCAAAAGUUUUGUUGAAUAGGUUUUGGGUGUCAGUAAAGAGGCUUUAAAAUGUUCGGAAAAAGAAUGGAAUUUAAUUUUAGGUGUGAGUCGUGCAAUUGCUAACUCUACAUGUUUUUUGGUUUUAUUAAGUUUAAGCAGUCGCCCUUUUCAUUGAGUAAUGGCUUAUUCAUUCCGCUAUUCGCAUCAAUGGAGUGUAAAUUUUGUGUCGA
Molecule: messenger RNA, 1172 nt
Organism: Solanum dulcamara
Lineage: Eukaryota; Viridiplantae; Streptophyta; Magnoliopsida; Solanales; Solanaceae
Product: NAP1-related protein 2
Exons: 10
Coding region: 156-929 (257 amino acids)
Biological process (GO): nucleosome assembly
Cellular component (GO): chromatin; nucleus
Molecular function (GO): histone binding; chromatin binding
Source: RefSeq, a predicted model, not a curated record